This is a messenger RNA of Phaedon cochleariae (mustard beetle), 1900 nucleotides long. NCBI's taxonomy places the organism in Eukaryota, Metazoa, Arthropoda, Insecta, Coleoptera, Chrysomelidae. The record is from the annotation of a GenBank genome assembly.
GUUUUCAAUGUUUGGAAUAGUUUGAAUAUGCAAAUUGAUUUUAGAUGGUACCUAGACAAAAUUAUAGUUUGCGAAUCAUUCGAAAUGAUUUUUGGAGUAAAAAAAGUUAAUAAUCCAGAAUGAAAAUUCUGAACCAGCUGGCAACAUUGUGACACAGCUGUAAGCUGAAGUAAGCUCUCUACUGUGAUUGUGAUAAAAAAUGUAAGGUUAUAUGAAAUGUAUCCCGCUCCCGCUCAGGCGCUCAGUCGGCAGUCGCUCAUAUUUUCAUAAAUCUCCUAAUUUAUGCUCCUCUAAUCCCCCUCUAACAACCUCCAACCUCCGACCAUGAAGAUAGAGGAUUCACAACUUUACAAUCACAAGAUAAAGUAUAUUUCAUUUGAUUUGGACAAGAUUGUGCAAGUUCAAGUUCAAAUUUAGUUGGGUUGGGUUUCUUGUCAUUAUCAAGAUUGAUAAUAAUUUAAGAUUGUUUCAUUUUAACUUUAUUGCAGCGAGGUAGAUCAAGAUAAUUUGUCUAUGCUUCGAUUUUAUAAACAAAAAAUCUUCAUUUCAUUUUCAGUCUCUAGCCAGUAUCCAGCUCAUAAUAAUAAUAAUAAUAAUAAUAAUAUGGACAAUUUAGAUGGAAAUUGCAUUGGCAGAAGUGGUAAUAAUAGAAAUUACAAUGACUCUCCUGAUAGUCCUGAUUUCAGUCCUGAUACAAAUAGUCCAUUGCCAAGAGGUACAGCUCUUAUGUCCUCCAGCAGAGAUGCAAUGUAUUACAAUAUGAAUCGUAAAAUAAGAGGAUUGGCCUUCAUAUUCAAUCACCAAAAAUAUGAGGAUCCAGUAGAAAAUCCGGAACGCAAGGGUACUGAUGUUGAUGCCAGAAAACUGGAAUCUUGUUUCAGAAAAUUGGACUUUGAUGUACAUCUUUUCAAUGAUCUCAGAUUGGAGGAAAUUGAGUUCCAAGUUGACUUUGCUGUCCAAACUGAUCACAACAAAUAUGACUGUUUUGUAAUGGUGGUUCUUUCCCAUGGAGAUGUGGACAAGCUUAGUGCAAAAGAUCAAAACUACAAUCCUAAAGAAGUUCUUUUUGAUAGGUUCACGUCUGAUAAGUGUCUGUCUCUAGCAGGUAAACCAAAACUGUUUUUCAUACAAGCAUGCCAAGGGGGUGGUUUGGACUAUGGAAUCAGACUAGUGGACCGAAAAAUAUCCAGAACUGAACACGAUGGACUAAGAAGUCCCUACAGAAUUCCAGUUUUGGCAGAUUUUCUCAUAAUGUAUGCCACAUGUGAAGGUCAAUAUGCUUUUCGCAAUACUCAUACAGGGUCCUUUUUCAUCACAGUUCUGUGCGAAGAACUUGGCAGGCUGUCUCAUACAGAAAACUUGCUGACAAUUCUCACUGUCGUUAUACGUCGAGUUGCUGUCGAAUUCGUUAGUAACAACGAGAUAUAUAAGGAUUAUCAUGAUAGGAAACAAGUUCCUUAUUUCCAUAGUGCCUUGACCAGAUUGGUCCGUUUCCAAAGAGAUUAUAUACUUGACAAUAAUAAUGGACAACCUGGAGCUGAAUUUAUUUCCACAAAGAGAAUUUAAUGGACUAUACUUAGUUUAUUCUCCAUUAAGGAUAUCACCCUGUAGGUCAUCAUUUCGAAAUUAUGGAACGAAAAAAUACUGAUAGUGUACUCAUUGGAAUGACCUAUUAGAAUCUUGAAAGAAAUUACCAAUUGGUUUGAUCCAAUCCAAAGUUAUGAUGAUUGACGGUUCCAUACUGGAAAAAAUUUUUGCUUGAAAUGUGUGGGGUAGUUUGUAUGAAAAUUAUUGAUAUAAUCAUUGUAUAAUUGCUUUCUGGUCGAUGUAUCAUAUUAUUUUAUAUUAUCUACAAUUUUGUGACUUGAAUAUUUUUUUAAAGUACAGACAUUUUUAAAUU